Messenger RNA from Cotesia congregata, 2091 nucleotides. The record is from the annotation of a GenBank genome assembly. NCBI's taxonomy places the organism in Eukaryota, Metazoa, Arthropoda, Insecta, Hymenoptera, Braconidae.
AUGACAGCUUUUGAAGAAAUGGGUGUAAUGCCUGAGUUGGCAAAGGCAACUGAGGAUAUUGAAUGGACAUUGCCCACGGAUAUACAAGCAGAAGCGAUACCGCUAAUUUUAGGCGGUGGAGAUGUUUUGAUAGCAGCUGAAACCGGGAGUGGAAAGACCGGAGCAUUUUGUCUGCCGAUAAUUCAAAUUGUAUGGGAAACUUUGAAUGACAUAGCAAUGGGCAAAGGAGCAAGUAAAUCUGGUGAACGGGCUAUCUCUGCGACCUGGGGACUCAGUCUUUUUGAUCGCGGGCGUGCGAUGGCGGUUACGCCUGAUGGCCUGAGAUGUCAGAGCCGUGAGCCACGAGAAUGGCACGGUUGCAGAGCUAAUAAGGGUGUCCACGGUAGUGGUAAAUAUUUUUAUGAAGCUACAGUUACUGAUGAAGGACUUUGUCGUGUUGGAUGGUCCACUUCUCAAGCUAAUUUAGAUUUAGGAACAGAUAAAUUUGGGUUUGGAUUUGGAGGAACUGGAAAAAAAUCAAAUUCAAAGCAAUUCUCAGACUAUGGUGAGGCAUUUGGAAUGCAUGAUGUUAUUGGCUGUUACCUAGACUUGGAGAAAGGAGAAGUGAGAUUUAGCAAAAAUGGUACAGACUUGGGAAAAGCAUUUGACUUGAACGGUCAACAAAAAAACGAAACAUAUUAUCCGGCGGUGGUACUAAAAAAUGCAGAAAUGUCAUUUAAUUUUGGAGCUCAGCCUUUUAAACAUCCACCAGCUAAUAAUUUUGUCGCUGUAUCAGCUGCUCCGAAAGAACGAAUACGCGAAAAUCCAUUUAAAAAGUACUUGAAGGAUCCAACUGUCAGAGAACUGCUGGUGGUGGGUGGAGUACCUGCCAAACAACAGAUCGCUGCGUUAAACUCGGGCAUUGACAUUGUUGUCGGUACGCCAGGACGGCUGGAGGAUUUAAUUCAAGGCGGAUAUUUAUCACUGACACACUGCAGAUUCUUUGUACUAGACGAAGCCGACGGGUUACUCAAGCAAGGGUAUACAGAACUGAUCAAUAAAUUGCAUCGACAGAUACCGAAGGUUACGUCUGAUGGCAAGAAGCUCCAGAUGGUUGUUUGUUCUGCUACUUUACAUUCUUUUGAAGUUAAAAAAAUGGCCGAAAGUUUAAUGAGUUUUCCGGCGUGGGUUGAUUUGAAGGGUGAAGAUGCUGUUCCUGAAACUGUUCAUCAUGUUGUAGUGAUGGUUGAUCCUCAAAAAGACAAAUCAUGGUACAAUUUAAGGUCUCAUAUUCCAACUGAUGGAGUACAUCAUAGAGAUAACAUAAGACCAGGGAACACUACAGCCGAAACUCUGUCGGAAGGAGUGAAAAUUAUGAAAGGCGAGUACUGUAUCCGUGCCAUCAAAGAACAUAAAAUGGACCGCUGUAUAAUUUUCUGUCGUACAAAAUUAGAUUGCGAUAAUCUUGAAAAAUAUUUCCGACAAGUUGGUGGCAAUGAAUUUUCUUGUGUGUGUCUUCAUGGUGAUCGAAAACCUCCAGAACGUAAAGCUAAUCUGGAAAAAUUCAAAAGACAAGAAGUUAAAUUUUUAAUUUGUACUGAUGUUGCUGCUCGUGGUUUGGAUAUCACUGGAUUACCUUUCAUGAUCAAUGUUACACUGCCAGAUGAAAAAUCAAAUUAUGUCCAUCGAAUUGGUAGAGUAGGUCGUGCUGAGAGAAUGGGCUUAGCUAUUUCAUUAGUUAGCUCAGUGCCGGAAAAAGUUUGGUAUCAUGGAGAUUGGUGUCCAAGCCGUGGGCGCAAUUGUAGUAAUACCAAUUUAACACCUCAAGGUGGAUGUUGUACGUGGUACAAUGAACCACAGUAUCUUUCUGAAAUUGAGGAACAUUUAAAUAUAACGAUUGAACAAGUAGGACCAGACUUAAAAGUCCCAUUGAAUGAAUUCGAUGGUAAAGUUACUUAUGGUGAAAAACGCAUCAACAGAGGUUCUAAUUACCAAAAUCAUGUUCAACAAAUGGCUCCAAUUGUCGCUGAGCUUGCCACAUAUGAAUCCAAAGCACAAUUAUACUAUCUGAAAAAACAUUUCGCUAUGCUAAUUAAUGGUAUCAUCGACUAA